AUGCCGUCCCACGACGCUACCCGCAAGCGCGCUCGCAAGAACAUACUCACGAAGGCUAACAAGAACAUUCUCACGGAGGCCUACAGGAACAUACUUACGCAGGCCUACAAGAACAUACUCACGGAGGCCUACGGGAACAUACUUACGGAUGCCUACAAGAACAUACUCACUGAUGCCUACAAGAACAUACUUACGGAGGCCUACAAGAACAUACUCACGGAGGCCUACGGGAACAUACUUACGGAGGCCUACAGGAACAUACUUACGCAGGCCUACAAGAACAUACUUACUGAGACCUACAAGAACAUACUCACGGAUGCCUACAAGAACAUACUUACGGAGGCCUACAAGAACAUACUCACGGAGGCCUACGGGAACAUACUCACGGAUGCCUACAAGAACAUACUCACUGAUGCCUACAAGAACAUACUUACGGAGACCUACAAGAACAUACUCAUGAGGGCCUACAAGAACAUACUCACGGAGGCCUACGGGAACAUACUUACGGAGGCCUACAAGAACUUACUCACGGAUGCCUGCAAGAACAUACUCAUAAGGGCCUACAAGAACAUACUUACGGAGGCCUACAAGAACAUACUCACGGAGGCCUACGGGAACAUACUUACGGAGGCCUACAAGAACAUACUCUCGGAUGCCUACAAGAACAUACUCAUGAGGGCCUACAAGAACAUACUUACGGUGGCCUACAGGAACAUACUUACGGAGGCUUACAAGAACAUACUCACGGAGGCCUACGAAUCAUCAUCACAGAGGCCUACAAAACCUUUCGUGACUAAGGUCUAUGAAAACAUACCACGAUAA
Messenger RNA from Ylistrum balloti, 822 nucleotides. RefSeq lists its product as uncharacterized. The coding region runs from base 1 to 822 and encodes 273 amino acids. NCBI's taxonomy places the organism in Eukaryota, Metazoa, Mollusca, Bivalvia, Pectinida, Pectinidae. The record is from RefSeq and is a predicted model, not a curated record. The transcript has 2 exons.